UUGCAGGAUGUGCAGCAUGUUCCUGCCAGAACUGUCAAGCUUCGUGGCCUCCCUGCUGUUUGCCGUCCACCCCAUCCACACUGAAGCCGUAACGGGUGUUGUGGGUCGCGCCGAGACGUUGUCUUCGCUGUUCUUCCUAGGAGCACUGGUGGCCUACUCUGGGGCCACGGCGCGGCAGGUUCGGGGCCCCCGGGGGGCACGCGUGGCCACCGACUGGCGCCUGCUGCUGCUGGCCAUGAUUCUGGCCACCACCGCCAUGCUGUGCAAGGAACAAGGCAUCACCGUCAUCGCCAUCUGCGCCGUUUACGAGCUCUUCAUUGUCCAGAAGGUGCGCGGGUGGGAACUACUGCAGUUCGGGGAGGGGGUGGUGUCUGGUAAGGGGUCAGUGCCCCCCUGGUUGGCAGACAUGGCCCCCCGCGUUUUCGUGCUGGUGGCCACUACCUUGGGCCUCAUGUUGGCCAGGGUCCAUGUUAUGGGGGCCCAGCUACCCGUCUUCACCAGGUUUGACAACCCUGCUAGUGUGGCGCCCACACCUACACGUCAACUCACCUACAACUACUUGCUAAGUGUCAACACUGGUCUACUCUUGCUGCCCUCGGCCCUCUGCUGUGACUGGACCAUGGGCACCAUACCCCUCGUCGAAAGCUUCACAGACCUCAGAAACUUGGGGACGCUGGCGGUGUUUGCGGUGUUGACGAAGCUGUCCUACCAUGCGCUCUUUGUUGCCCAUCGUCACCAUGCCCAGGUCGUCGUUAUGUCUCUGGCGUUCCUGGUGCUGCCUUUCCUGCCGGCGACCAACCUCUUCUUCCCCGUGGGGUUCGUUGUGGCUGAGCGGGUGCUCUACAUGCCUUCCAUGGGCUUCUGUAUGCUGGUGGCUCACGGCUUCACCAACCUCCUCGACAGAGUAUUGCGAUAUAAAACUCACGUGGCUUAUAACACUUUGCAUAGAAUACGUCGAGUAUCUUCUAUGUCGUUAUCGUGUCUCCUCUUGAUCCGUUUGGCUUCGGUGAUAGUGUCUGAUGUACGGGAAACAUGUGACUUUUCGCUCAUUUCUCUCAGCUGUGGCAACAGUUUGGAGGGAAAACUUGGACCUCUGAAGCAUCAUUGUGUUUCGCUACGAGAUGAGAUAAUGACUAAUAGAAUGCCUCCCUGUGACCUUUAUCAACACAUUCUUUUCUUUGCACAGACUAAAGGAGUGCUUCCCUGCGACCUUUAUCAGCACAUUCUUUCCUUUGCACAGACUAAAAGAAUGCUUCCGUGUGAUCUUCAACAACACAUUCUUUCCCUUGUACAGGUGAACCAGAGGAAUGCCAAGCUGUUCAACAAUGUUGGCCAUGCGCUGGAGUCACAGGGUCGCUUCGCUGAAGCACUAAAGUACUUCCAAGCUGCCGUCACUGUACAGGAGGACGACAUCGGUGCCCACAUCAACGUGGGAAGAACCUACAACAACCUCAAGCUUUUCUCUGAUGCCGAGCAGGCCUAUCUCAAGGCCAAGUCACUGCUACCGAAGGCCAAGCCCGGAGAGAGCUACCAGGCCAGGAUAGCACCCAACCACCUUAAUGUCUUCCUUAACCUGGCCAACCUCAUUGCAAGGAAUGAGACACGUCUUGAAGAAGCCGAUGCCUUGUACCGUCAGGCCAUCAGCAUGAGAGCAGACUACACCCAGGCCUACAUCAACAGAGGUGACAUACUCAUCAAGAUGAACAGGUGAGCACGUGACUGGUGAGUAAAGUGAGUAUGCUCUCAAGAUGAACAAGAGAGAGAAUGUCAUAUGCGAGUUGAGUUCACGUUGAAGAUGAACAAGUGAGUGCUUGAUAAGUGAUUUUAAU
Molecule: messenger RNA, 1829 nt
Organism: Cherax quadricarinatus
Lineage: Eukaryota; Metazoa; Arthropoda; Malacostraca; Decapoda; Parastacidae
Source: RefSeq, a predicted model, not a curated record